This is a messenger RNA of Phragmites australis (common reed), 1355 nucleotides long. RefSeq names its product microtubule-associated protein RP/EB family member 1C-like. Gene Ontology annotation, cellular component: microtubule organizing center; microtubule plus-end; cytoplasmic microtubule. The record is from RefSeq and is a predicted model, not a curated record. NCBI's taxonomy places the organism in Eukaryota, Viridiplantae, Streptophyta, Magnoliopsida, Poales, Poaceae. The transcript is spliced from 6 exons. Bases 97 to 1086 code for a protein of 329 amino acids. Gene Ontology annotation, biological process: protein localization to microtubule plus-end; thigmotropism; spindle assembly. Gene Ontology annotation, molecular function: microtubule plus-end binding.
UCUUCCUGGCGUCUCUCGUCUCCUCCCGAUUUCCCCAACCCCGCAGCGCUCCACGCCUCCACACCACCCCCUGCUCUUCGCGAGCGGCGGCCGGCGAUGGCGGCGAGCAACAUCGGCAUGAUGGACGGCGCCUACUUCGUCGGGCGGAACGAGAUCCUCGCGUGGAUCAAUACCACGCUGCAGCUCGGCCUCUCCAAGGUCGAGGAGGCGGCGUCGGGCGCGGUGGCCUGCCAGCUGAUGGACGCGGCGCACCCGGGGGCGGUGCCGAUGCACAAGGUCAACUUCGACGCCAAGAACGAGUACGACAUGAUCCAGAACUACAAGGUGCUGCAGGACGUGUUUAACAAGCUCAAGAUCACCAAGCACAUUGAGGUCAAUAAGCUCAUCAAAGGAAGACCACUUGACAAUUUGGAGUUCAUGCAGUGGAUGAAAAGAUACUGCGAUUCUGUCAGUGGGGGCUUCAUGAGCAGCUACAAUGCUUCUGAGAGAAGGGAAAGCAGCAAAGGAGGAAAAGAUACCAACAGAAGGACAUCGGUACCCUCUCAGGCCGCGGCCAAGUCUGCGUCCGCUGGCCACAGAGCUCAAGCUUCAUCACAUGGCUCUAAGCGGGCGAAUGGGCAGGCGACGAAUGCGCCACAACGGAGUGCUAAGCCCCCCUCCCCUGCUAACUCUGGAGGACCAGCUUAUGAUGAACAGAUCACUGAGCUGAAGCUCCUGGUUGAUAGCCUUGAGAAGGAGAGAGAUUUCUACUUCUCCAAGCUGCGGGACAUUGAGAUAUUGUGCCAGAGCCCUGAGACUGAGCACGUGCCGGUCAAUGCUAUUCACAGCAUACUCUACGCAUCGGAGGACGACAAUGCGGAUGCCGAUGCUCAGGCAAUGGUGUCGCAGCAACAGAACCACCAGCAGCCGACGCUGAGCCCCAUCCUGGAGGCAUCCGAGGAGAGGCCGAAGCAAGAGGCGGCACACAAGAGGAAGAGCAUCUCGGACCUGGGGGAGUUUGAGAUGGCAGCAUCGAGCUCGAGGCCCAGGCUCUCUGACAUCUCGGACGUGCAGCUCUGUGGAUCCCCUCUGACGAGUUUCACUUGAAGGGACUGUGGUUGCUGCAGGGUGGAACAGAGUGGGGCUGCUGUCAUUGCUGUUAUGACCUGAGCUUUACGGACAUGGAAAUUAGAGUCUAUGUUGGAUUGGUUUGUGGUUUCGUCGGUUGUAUGGUGGUGUAAUGCCGUGUGCUCUUUUGCAAGGUUGCCUGCCUUCACUAGUUAUCUGCCACAGAAUUUGUGGCUUUCUGCUACAUAUUAAUAUGAUAUGUUGAUCUGAGGUUAUGUAACAUGUCACCAGUUACGAAAUAUCGGCUU